AUGGCGCACAUAAUUUCGGGUGACGAUAUCUACGGACCGGGGACUUGGAUCGAUUCAGAGGCGCUGCCAGUGCCCGAUGAUGCCCGUCGACUUUUCAAGGUGCUGGCGGAAGCGACACCUGAAUUCACCAAUGAUCUGAGAUGUUUUCGGAACGCCGCUCAGACUGCGUGCGACCGCAAACUACGAGACCAAGGACGAUGGCAUCUGGUUUCAACUGCAUGGGUCUCUGGGCGCAGAUCCGGUAUUUCAGAGACCAUUGGCAUAGACCCGUCCCAAGAGUGCAGCAGUCAUGACGAGGCCUAUCAGCUGAUCGCCGAGCAAGUGCGCAAGUUUGGAGCGCAUGAGCUGGAGAUGAUGCACUUAGUUCAAGGCCUUUGUGGGAGCAUCUGCUAUACUCCGGCUGGAUGGAGACAGACACGCAUGUCCAAGGACCUGUCCAAGCACCCUCUGAUCAACUACAAGCUGCAGGCACAUGUAGUCCCUACACCGGCUAUUCCUUUGCCAGUAUCUGCGGAAAAACGGCCCCUGGCGGGCAUCAAGGUCGUGGAGCUCGUUCGCAUUAUUGCCGGUCCUGUGAUCGGGACGACCUUGGCAGCUCUUGUGGCGGAUGUCACCCGCGUGAACUGUGGUCGCCUGCCUGACUUCAAUGUAAGCCACGACUAUCCCCUCAAUCUUGCUACUGUACUCUUCACUUGGUGGAGUCUUGUGUCACUUCAACUUACGCUGAAUGCUGGCGUCAGAACCAUAGACGUUGACUUGGCCAAAGACGAUGAGGUAAAGCACUUGCUCAAGCUUAACAAAGAUGCAGACGUCUUCAUCCAAGGCUACAGGCCGGGGGUGAUUGCCCGAAAGGGCCUCAGCCUUGACGAUCUCCUAGGGAUAGCCGGCAAGAGAGGCAAGGGCAUCGUGUAUGUGGAGGAGAACUGCUACGGGCCAGACGGGCCAAUGGCUGAGCGACCUGGCUGGCAGCAAAUUGCCGAUGCCGCUUCCGGGUGCUCCCAUGUCACCGGACGAAGCUUGGGCUACAAAGAUGGGAGAUGCGUCUUACCCGCUCUGCCUGCGCCGGAUAUGCUCACAGGCUUGGUCGGAGCCAUCGGUACUAUGAUGGCCAUCAGAGAUCGUGCUCGUCAAGGCGGUUCCUACCACGUGUUUGCUUCUCUCAUGGCCGCGGCUGCCCUUCAUUUAAGCCUUGAGGUUGGGCCAUACUCACCAGAGGUAGUACAGGGCUACAAUCAGAAGUUUGGUUGGGACGAAACUGGUCCUGAGCUCUUUGUGCUGGAGCUUUUGGAUGUCGUACUGAAAUCAUGGGGUCGAGCGAUGCCGAAAUAUUCCGGGGAAGACUCACCGUAUAUGUCUACCUUGAAAGGUGACUGGGGCGAAUUUCAGAUGUUGAAACCCGUCAUUCAGUUAAGCGAUGUAAACCCGUCGCCAUACUUCUCAUCCGCUCCCGAGCCUAACUGCUAUCGCAGCAGUGGUGCAAUAGCGUGGCGAUAG
This is a messenger RNA of Clonostachys rhizophaga, 1494 nucleotides long. The record is from the annotation of a GenBank genome assembly. Lineage: Eukaryota; Fungi; Ascomycota; Sordariomycetes; Hypocreales; Bionectriaceae.